AUGCUGUUAUUCAGAAUCGACUGUGGCUACCAAAACUACGACUGGGGCAAGAUCGGCUCCCACUCAGCCGUGGCCCAGUUUGCCGCCAGCUCCAAUCCUUCCACCACCAUUGACGAGUCCAAGCCCUACGCCGAGUUGUGGAUGGGUACCCACCCCUCGGUGCCGUCCGUGGCUGUGGACGGACCCUUGAAGGGCCAGACCUUGCGUGACUUGGUGGGCCAGUACCCAUCUCAGUUCUUGGACGACUCCAUCAUCUCCAAGUUUGGUCUGGCUAAAGAGUUGCCUUUCUUGUUCAAGGUGUUGUCGAUCGAGAAGGUGUUGUCGAUCCAGGCUCACCCCGACAAGGCGUUGGGUGCCGUGUUGCACGCUGCAGACCCCAAAAACUACCCUGACGACAACCACAAGCCGGAGAUGGCCAUCGCCGUCACCGACUUCGAGGGCUUCUGUGGAUUCAAGCCAUUGGACCAGUUGGCAACCACCUUGACCACGGUGCCUGAGCUCCACGAAAUCAUCGGCGACGAGCUCGUGGCCGAGUUUGUCGCUGGCAUCAAGCCUGCUGCCCAAGUGGGUUCUGACGAAGACGUCGCCAACAGAAAGUUGUUGCAAAAGGUGUUUGGCAAGUUGAUGAACACAGACGACGCCGUCAUUGCCGAAAAGGCCGCCAGUUUGGUUGCCAGAGCCGCCAGCGAGCCCCAGGUUUUCACUGCCAUCGACGCUCGUUUGCCAGACUUGAUUGCCCGUUUGAACAAGCAGUUCCCUAACGAUAUCGGGUUAUUCUGCGGGUGUUUGUUGUUGAACCAUGUCCAACUCAACUCUGGCGAGGCCAUGUUCCUCCAGGCCAAGGACCCUCACGCCUACAUUAGCGGAGACAUCAUCGAAUGUAUGGCUGCUUCCGACAACGUGGUGAGAGCCGGGUUUACUCCUAAGUUCAAGGACGUCAAGAACUUGGUGGAGAUGUUGACCUACUCCUACGAUUCGGUGGAGAAACAAAAGAUGCCGCUUUUGCCUUUCGCCAAGUCCAGAGGACAAGCUGCCAAAUCGGUGUUGUACGACCCACCAAUCGCUGAAUUCUCGGUGUUGCAGACCAUCUUCGACAAGCCUGAUGCCGUGCAGUCGUACGAUGAAUUCAACGGGCCCUCUAUUGUCAUUGCCACUAAGGGUACUGGGUCUAUUGGCAUCAAUGGCGAGCAACCCAUCGAGGUCAAGGCCGGCUAUGUGUUCUUCGUUGCUCCCGGCGUCGAAGUUGAAGUCAAGUCUUCUUCCGACGAUUUCACUACUUACAGAGCCUUUGUUGAGGAUAAUUAG
Messenger RNA from Suhomyces tanzawaensis NRRL Y-17324, 1305 nucleotides. It is a transcript of the gene PMI1, whose product is annotated as mannose-6-phosphate isomerase. The transcript has 2 exons. Gene Ontology annotation, cellular component: cytosol. Gene Ontology annotation, molecular function: mannose-6-phosphate isomerase activity; zinc ion binding. Gene Ontology annotation, biological process: GDP-mannose biosynthetic process; carbohydrate metabolic process. The coding region runs from base 1 to 1305 and encodes 434 amino acids. The record is from RefSeq and is a predicted model, not a curated record. NCBI's taxonomy places the organism in Eukaryota, Fungi, Ascomycota, Pichiomycetes, Serinales, Debaryomycetaceae.